This is a messenger RNA of Salvelinus fontinalis (brook trout), 3484 nucleotides long. RefSeq names its product membrane bound O-acyltransferase domain containing 2a (gene mboat2a). The record is from RefSeq and is a predicted model, not a curated record. Gene Ontology annotation, cellular component: membrane. NCBI's taxonomy places the organism in Eukaryota, Metazoa, Chordata, Actinopteri, Salmoniformes, Salmonidae. Gene Ontology annotation, molecular function: acyltransferase activity. Gene Ontology annotation, biological process: lipid modification.
AAUAUAUACCUCCGCCCACACUGUCUUUGUUGUCGUUGGUACUGUGGCUGUUGGUGGUGUUGAAACGCAGAAGACAACCAUCUAGCCUGGUACCCCUUCGCAGCAGCAAAAGCACUUUAUGAGCGGAGGAGAGUGAAUCUGCGACGGCGAAGGGGAGCACGGACUCAAUCAUGGCUACCGAAACGACAUCGUCCUGCACUGGCUCCAAUUUACUGCAGCCCAUAAGCGAGAUAAUCAAUCUUCCGCUAGACCAGGUGAACUUUGUGGUGUGCCAGCUUUUUGCCCUGCUCACGGCCUUCUGGUUCCGCCUCUACCUCCACCCCAGAAGAUGCCCAGUCUGCUGGAGUACCUGAGCUACAACUGUAACUUCAUGGGCAUCCUGGCCGGGCCCACCUGCUCCUACAACGACUACAUGGCCUUCAUCAAGGGCACGGCCUACCAGCCUCGCCACCUGGAGGCCAACGGGAAGGAGAACGGGAAGUACAAGCAUACGGAGCCCUCGCCCAAGAACAACGUGAUCUCCAAGCUGUGUACGUGUGCCAUCUCCCUGGCCAUCUUCCUGUCCGUGUCCAAGACCUUUCCUGUGGAGCGCUCCAUCGAUGAGAAGUUCAUCGCCUCUACCCCCUUCAUCCUCCAGGUCUUCUAUCUGUACCUCUCCAUGCUGGCCACCCGGCCCAAGUACUACUUCAUUUGGGCCCUGUCUGAUGCCAUCAACAACGCUGCAGGCUUCGGCUUCAAUGGCUACAACAAAGAUGGCACACCAAGAUGGGACCUGAUAUCCAAUUUGAGAAUACUGGACAUUGAGUUUGCCACCAGUUUUAAGAUGUUCCUCGACAACUGGAAUAUCCAGACAGCGCUUUGGCUCAAAAGGGUGUGUUAUGAGCGUUGUCCCAUCAACCCUACAGCGGCCACCUUCCUACUGUCGGCCAUGUGGCACGGAGUGUACCCCGGGUACUACCUCACCUUUCUCACGGGCAUUGGCAUGACCAUGGCAGCACGGGCACUUAGACACAACAUCAGACCGUACUUCCUGGGUUCAACGACACACAAGAGCGUCUACGAUGUCAUCACGUGGGCGGGGACUCAGGUCGCCAUCUGCUACACGGUUGUGCCAUUCGUCCUAUUGGCCGUUGGGCCGUCACUCAAGUUCUACAGGUCAUGGUACUACUGCAUACACAUAGCAUGCCUGCUGCUGGUGUUAGCCCUUCCAGUGAAGCCAUGGCACCUCCGCGCCAAGGAGGAGCAACAACAGCAGAACAGCCUACAGGGGGGGUUGACCGGAGACCACAACAUCACAGACAACAACUGCAACCAGAAAAACAAAGCCACAUGAGACCCGGGAGGAAGCCCCUCCAACCCACACCUCAGAGCUCAAACCGGCACAGAGACAAAGUGCAGCGAUUCUUUGAGACCACAAAGAACCAAAAAAUUGACAGGAACACCGGAAUAACAGACAAUAACAAACUCAGUUCAACAACAACCCAUCAAACCUUCCAGUAGCGAGGAACGACAGCAAACCAUGCUUUGGAGAAAUUAGAAGUAACGAGAGGAAUAUCCGAGGGCCACUAAACGGCUAGGAUCUAAUGAGUGAUGAUGCUAAUGGUGCAAUGCUAAAUGACAGAAUUCCGAAGAAUGCAAAGCUGACUGAAGUUUCCUUACCUCUAUGUACUGCUAACAAGUUAGCGGCUAGGCUAGGUGCAGAUUCUGCAGGGUGAGAAAGGUUGUGUGGAGGGGGAGCGCUUGUGGCAUUGGGAAAUGAAGGAGUUGCAGUUUGACCUCGAGUGUAGCGGGCGCUAUACAGGCUAGUCAGACAUGGGUAUCGAGAGGAUUUUUGUCAGGGUAGGAAAACGAUGUAACCUCUACUAGGAAAAGAGGUGUAAUAGAAAAUUGAGUGAAAAAUAUGAAAGAAAUAACUUUUUUGUCAGAUGCCAACUUCAAGCAGGCCUUAGGAUCCUCUAAACAUUGUUUGAUAACUGUCACUUUUCUUUUGUCACUUUUUUUUGUAUCUGCUGCUUUUUUGGAAUGAUACUCGUUCAUUACAAAGGGAGUGUAUUCACGGUAAUUGAUUUUAAGGGCUUUUUUUGACAUGGGGUUAAUUCUGUGUAGGUUUUGUUUUCCUCCUGUAUCUGAUUACAAACUGUAGGUUUCCUCUAGGGUCAUACGUUUUGCCUACCUCUAACAUCAGUUACAAGUUCAGUUUUGUUAAACUGGUUUGACAUCUUCAUAUAGGCUUCUAGUUUCACUAUGAACUCAAAUGGAAAUCGCCACCUAGAUUCGUUUUUGAAUCCAUAGCCUCGAAAUGAAAUUCAACAAACGGUGUUGUUUGUGACCUAAUCACUCGUGGACAGACUGACCAAAUGAUGCAAGAUUUUAGUUCUGGGUUAACCAAGAUUAUUUGACCUUACUGUAGGAUGUAACAUUUACUAUCACACUACAAGUAGAGCUGAUUUUAGAUUCAUAUAAAUUACCUUUAACAUUAAAGGUUGGGCAAUAUGUAUUUGCCAUUUAGGAAGCCUACUGUAUGUAAUAUUAUUUGUACGUAUUUGACAUAAUUGGAAUGGAAAACAAACAUAACAAUUCUUAUGCUCCAAUCAUAAACCCUAACUUGUAUGCUCGCUUGUCUUGUGACCCUCUUAAUAAACAAAACAAAUAUUUCAAGCCAGAUCCCAGACAUAAGCCACAACCCAAGAGGUUCUCUCAUUACUAUAAUGUAAAAAAACACUGGUGUACAAGAGUUCUAUCAGGUGGGUCCAACCAACUCUUCCAUGGGGGGGGGGGUUAAUUGUGGUGCAGAGGACAGCCCAUGAGCAUAACCUACACAUCCUGAUUGUUCCACAGUGCCCUGUUUCUGGAGAGGUAUGGAACAUUCCAUCACAGGCAGGCAUUGAUCUUUUGGACCACACACCAUUCAUUAGCUGGUGAGAGUUGGAUAAGUACUGUAGUACAACCAAGAUGGGAGCCAAUGAACCAGUUUAGGGGUUUAUUUUGUGAUAAUGAGUAACAACCAUGCAGCAGAUUUGAGUUUCCAUAUGUAAUCUUUCCCUAACGUCCAUACUGUACUCCUGCCAUAAAUGUUUGUAUGUGAUUUUUAAAAUGUUCAUGUGGUCUAUGAGUGUAUUUGUAGUCAAGGUGUAAAUGCCUGAGGGGAAAGGUGGGCUAUCUUUACCAGCAAGUUGAUAAUUGCACUGCAUGGCCACCCAAAACUAGCCUGGUGAAACCAGACGUAACACUACGCUCACUAUAGCUUGUGUAGUAUUCAGUCUGGUUUAACUAAGCUACCCCAAACCAGCAGAUCAAUGCAAACGGCUCCAAAUGUCCAAAGUGCCAUGUCAUAAAUGGCCCAUAUGUUGUAUGUGUGUGAAAGCAUAAUGGUUAUUUUUGUGUCAAGAAAGAAACUUAUGGAAAGAUUUGUAUAAUAGUACUUAAACUGAUUUAUGUCAAAGGGAAAUUAUUUUUUAAAUACUAAUACAGAGAUUUUAAACCA